UUAAUUGUCGUUGCUCGCGAGCGGUUCAAACAGCAACAGCAACCACAGCAAUCACAACAGCAAUCACAACAGCAAUUGCCAACAGCAAAACGCGCGUUGAUUUUUUGAGUGUAUUUUAUUUUUUUUUUGCAAGUGAUUUUCUUUUCUACUGUUUUUUUUCGAGUGUUGUUCAAACUGCUUCGAUUUUUUUUUUUGCGGUGCUUUAAAGGAUAUUUUCCGUAAAGUGUUUUUCGUAAUUUAAUUUAAAAUGUGGUACUUGAAUGUGGCAUUAUUAUUGUGCGGCAUCUGCGUCGGCUUGAUUGAGGCACGCAGCUACAGCAAUGGAUUGAUCUUCUAUGACCUUGCCACACACACACCGUACUUGCCCCCAACGGUGAGCGUGUCCCGUGGCCGCAACUUGGCCAGCGUCAAGUACUCCGAAAAGGGUUCGAUUUGGUCCACGUUCGGACAACCUUGCGUCUGCCGCGGCGUGGCAUGCGGCUGCUGUGCCGGCCUCAAGGUCGAUCAGUACAAGUUCGAUCAGAAGGUUUGUGCGAACAUCACUUUUGUGCCACAGCUGGAGGAGGCGCAACUGGAGAUGUAUUUAAACGAGCGACCAUCGUCCAAGUUUGGCAUCUCGCUGCGCAACCCGACGCCCUUCUGCAUACCCGUCAUGAUGGGCGUGCCGAUGGCGAUGUGCGUUCAACUCACCGACAUCCAAAUGGUGGAGAACAAUCUCAACAUGUGCAUGGACUUUGUGGUCCGGCUGGCCACAACGGAUCUCUUCGAGAUGCAUUUCCAGUGCAUGCGCAUGGGACUGAGUGGGGUUCAGUAUGUGGACAAGAAUGGCAAGCCAGUGUUGCCCAUUGGAGAGCAGGAGCAGGCGGAGGAUGAGGAAGAGGUGCAGGAGGAGGAGGAGCUGUUGGAUCAAGAUGAGCACACUGAUUAUGAUUAUACGGAUGUGGCUGAGUCAGAGAAGCAGCAGGAGCAGGCAGGGGAAGAGGAGGAGGGGGAGGAGGAGAAGGGGGAGAAGGAGAAGGAGCAGCAGCAACAGGAGCAACAUCAACAGGAGCAACAGCAACAGGAGCAACAGAAGGAAGAACAACAGCCAGAUGCGGAGUUGAUAAUGGAACAAGCUGAGCAACAGGAGAAGCAAGAAGAGCAUCAAGAGCAGCAUCAACAGAAGGAAGAAACAGAGCAGCAACAGGAGGAGAACACAGAGGAACAACAGCAGCAACAAACAGAGCAACAACAGCAAUCAGAGUUGGAGUUGGAGCCGGAGCCAUUGCCCAUUGAAAGUGAAAUGCUGAUGGCGGGUGAAGAAGAUGAAGCGGCAACAGAAGACUACGAAGAAGAGGAGGCAACCCAAGCAGAAGAGCUGCAAAUGCAACAGCACCAACAAGAGGAGCAACAUCAACAACAACAAGAAUAUCAACAUCAAUCCCAGCAGCAACAACAGCAACAACAGCAACCAGCAAUGCUCAGUCUUGGUCAGCUUUAUGGCGAUGAGAGCGAGCCAGAGUUCAACGAAAUAAGUGAAACAAUUGCCAAUGAACAAACAGCAGCAGCAACAGCAGCAGCAACGACAGCAACAACCAAAAAACCAACAGAGCAAAAGGAGGCAACAGAGCAACAGCAACUGCAGGAGACAGAAGCGGAGGCGGUGGCACAUGACGAAGAAGAGGUGGAGGAGGAGGAGGAGAAUGAAAAGGAGGAGGAGCAGUCGAAGACUGAACAGCCAGAGGCGUCGCGUGAAGAGGAAGCAGCAGCAGCAGCAGAAGCAACAACAACAGCUGAAAUAGAAAACGACAUUGACAAUGAGGUGAAUGUGGAUGAUGAUGACAAAGUUGAAGCUGCAGCAGAGGAAGCAGCAGCAGCAGCAGCAACGGCAGCCGAAGACAUUGACAUUAAAACGGAGGCAACUGCUGAACAAGAAGAAGAGGAGGAGGAGCAAGAGGAGGAGGAUGGCGAGGGAACGCAGACGGAGGCAGCAGCAGCAACAACCGAAGAAGAUAACGAUGACAAUGAUAAUGAUGAUGAUGAUGCAGCAGAAGAUAAUAAAGACGAUGACCAGGAGGCGGCAAUUGCCAACAGCAAUGAAAGUGCUGCGAGGCCCAACAACAGCAGCAGCCAUAGCAACAGCAACAACAGCAGCAGCAGCAACCACAUUAACAGCAGCAACGCUUUAAACAAUGAGCCAAAUCGUCAAGCUGUUGAUGACAUAGCUAAUGAGAUACAACAUCAACUGCAACAACAACAACAGCAACAAGAGGAGCAACAGUUGCAGCAACAGCAACAACAACAACAACAACAGCAACAACAACGUUGGCGUCGCCUGCGCUUGCGUCAGCGCAGCUUUGUUUAAUUGCAACAUUGCAACUGCAGACGAUUGUUAUUAAUUUAUUGUAAUUGUUAAUGAAUUGUUAAACGCUAAAUGCUUGUUAAUUAAUACUUAUUUAUUGCUAGCAUAGACAACAAAAUUCAACUCGAAUAAAAAUGCUACAAAU
Molecule: messenger RNA, 2486 nt
Organism: Drosophila sulfurigaster albostrigata
Lineage: Eukaryota; Metazoa; Arthropoda; Insecta; Diptera; Drosophilidae
Product: cilia- and flagella-associated protein 251
Exons: 3
Coding region: 248-2344 (698 amino acids)
Source: RefSeq, a predicted model, not a curated record